Molecule: messenger RNA, 1458 nt
Organism: Acaulospora morrowiae
Lineage: Eukaryota; Fungi; Glomeromycota; Glomeromycetes; Diversisporales; Acaulosporaceae
Source: the annotation of a GenBank genome assembly
AUGGAAUUGAAGAAGUCAAUCUUUAUUGGAAUGUGUGUUCUUGGUGGGAUUGGAGUUGGUUAUGCCGUAUACUGGGACUAUAUGCGACGGACCAACCCCGAAUUUAGAAAGAAGUUGAGAAAUAAAAAGCGGGCAGCAAAACUUAAGAAGGCGGCGGUAGAAGGUGCUAAAGUGAAGGUAGCCGAUUUUGUGAGAAAGGCCGUCGAAGAUGUCGCGAAAGAAACUUUUCCCGCUGAUGUUAGUGCCAAAGAAAAAUAUUUCAUGGAACAAGUAGCCAAGGGCGAAAGUUUAUUUGGCAGUGGAGAAGAUCAUUAUCUCGAUGCCGCUCUCUGCUUUUAUAAAGCAUUGAAGGUAUAUCCAAACCCUGUUGAAUUAAUCAUGAUCUAUCAAAAAACAAUCCCCGAAGCAGUAUUCACUUGUGUUUACGAAAUGAUGAGCCUCGAGGUAAAAAAGAAACAAGCAGAAUACUUUGAAAACUUUCCACCUAAAGAUAUGAACGUUAGGAUAAAAGAGAUUAGUCAGGGUUCUUCGGAUGAAAAUGUUCGUCGUGGGCUCUUUGCCGCAAAGGACUUUUCUCCGGGUGACGUUAUCUUUAAGGAAAAUCCAAUUGCGUCAGCUCUUGACCCAAGUCUUGAGACUGGCGAUUAUUGUAGUUACUGUCUCAAAGAGCUUGUCAGCGGAUCAGUCCAUGAUGAUUCUGAUCUCUUUGAAGCUGUUUAUUGUUCCAAGAAUUGUCAAGAAAAGGCAAUGAACGAAUACGCUGCACUUCUUUUUACCAGUAAUGAACCAUCCGAUCCUGAGAGUAAAGAAGCUCGAUUGGUUGGAUUGGUUAAAUCAGGAAAUGUCAAAUUCCCUCUGAUGAUCGCGAGAUUUCUAGCAAAGAUGGUUCAUGAGGAAACGCAAAAAGUCGCCACGGGGGUUGAUGAAGAAUACUCUACUUGGGAUCAUAUCGAACGGCUACGUUUCUUGAGCGUACCUCCUUCAGAAAAAGAGGCUAAGGAGAUUAAACUCUUGAGGGAAUUGUUCGCAGCAAAGGUCCCUGGUAUGGAAGAAUUCAUUUCUGAGGAAAGAUAUUUAAUGCUGAAAGGAAAGCUUAUGUAUAAUGCAUACGGCAUAAACACUUCUCGCGACAACGAAAGGAACAUAAGAGAGAAUACCGAAGAAACCAUUCGCUCCAGUAAAUCACCAGUAAUUGGUGCAGGCUUCUAUCGUGUUGCCUCUUAUAUAACCCAUUCGUGUGAUCCUAAUACGGAGACCAAAUUCCCAAGUAAAAAUUAUGAAUUAUCAAUUGUGGCCACAAAACACAUCAAAGCUGGCGAUGAAUUGAAAAUUAGCUAUAUCAGGACUGGGAAUAGAGAUUUAAAGAGUAGAAGAGAUGAAUUAGAGGCAAAAUGGAGAUUCAGCUGCGAAUGCACCAAGUGUCGAUUGGAAUCUGGUGAUUGCGAAACCGCUGUAUGA